This is a messenger RNA of Astyanax mexicanus (Mexican tetra), 3701 nucleotides long. RefSeq names its product mitogen-activated protein kinase kinase kinase 20a (gene map3k20a). Lineage: Eukaryota; Metazoa; Chordata; Actinopteri; Characiformes; Acestrorhamphidae. Gene Ontology annotation, biological process: protein phosphorylation. The transcript has 20 exons. The record is from RefSeq and is a predicted model, not a curated record. Gene Ontology annotation, cellular component: cytoplasm. The coding region runs from base 10 to 2676 and encodes 888 amino acids. Gene Ontology annotation, molecular function: protein binding; protein kinase activity; ATP binding.
GUCGCGCGCAUGGCGGGCUGUGUGGGAAGACUGUCUGCUGGUUGUAGUUGUUUGGCGGGUGGAGGUAUGGGAGAAGUUACACUGCGAGCACGUGAAUUCUCAGCGGAAAGGCGAGUGUGGAGUGAAGCAAGGUCCUGUGAGACUUUACCUUCAGCAGGGAGAGCAGCUCCAGCCUCGACUCAGAGCCGGCGGAAACACAAACAAGCUCGUGGAGAGGAACAGCAACCGAGCAGAGGGUUUCAAAAGUGCCAUUAUGCCAUGGCGUCUCUGGGCGCCUCCUUCGUUCAAAUCAAAUUCGAUGACAUCCACUUCUACGAGAACUGCGGCGGCGGCAGCUUCGGCAGUGUGUACCGCGCCCGCUGGCUCUCGCAGGACAAAGAGGUGGCGGUGAAAAAGCUGCUGAAGAUUGAGAAAGAGGCCGAGAUCCUGAGUGUCCUCAGUCACCGAAACAUCAUCCAGUUUUAUGGCGCCAUUCUGGAGGCGCCGAACUAUGGAAUUGUCACGGAGUAUGCUAGUGGGGGAUCAUUGUAUGAGUAUCUCUCAAGUGAUGCAAGUGAAGAAAUCAGCAUGAAACAGAUCAUGACCUGGGCAACAGAGAUGGCUAAAGGAAUGCACUACUUACACGCUGAGGCUCCAGUGAAAGUUAUCCACAGGGAUCUCAAGUCCAGAAAUGUGGUCAUGACUGCAGAUAAAGUACUCAAGAUCUGUGAUUUUGGGGCGUCCAAGUUCCACUCACAUACCACACACAUGUCUCUGGUGGGCACAUUCCCCUGGAUGGCCCCGGAGGUUAUUCAGAGCUUGCCUGUGUCUGAAACCUGUGAUACAUACUCCUAUGGAGUGGUUUUGUGGGAAAUGCUGACUCGUGAGAUUCCAUUCAAAGGACUGGAGGGGCUGCAGGUGGCUUGGCUGGUGGUGGAGAAGAAUGAGAGGUUAACCAUUCCCAGCAGCUGUCCAGCCAGUUUUGCAGGCCUGAUGAGAAAAUGCUGGGAAACAGAUCCAGUGAAAAGACCCUUGUUUAAAGAGAUCAUGUCCACACUUGAAGCCAUGUGUAAUGACAGCCAGCUCUCUGACCAGUGCAAUUCCUUCCUGCAAAACAAAGCAGAAUGGAGGCGUGAGAUUGAGGCCACUCUGGAGCGCUUAAAGAAGCUGGAGAGAGACCUGAGCACUAAAGAGCAGGAACUGAAGGAUAGAGAACGCCGCUUAAAGAUGUGGGAAAGGAAACUCGUAGAGCAGUCCAACACACCGCUGCUUCCAAACCUGGCCAUCCAUGCUUGGACAGAAGAACAUGUGCAUUUCUGGAUGUCCCAGAUCUUUGGAACAGGAGAGGCGAGCUGUGAGAUGCAGCGCUAUGCUGAAAUCUUUAUGCAGAACCACAUUACAGGUCGCAGACUGCUGCUUCUCUCUGAGUUAGAUAUGAGAGAUAUGGGCAUCACCUCCAAAGGACACAUCAUACACAUGAAGGCUGAAAUUGAAAAAUUAACCAACGAUUACCUGGGACUGUUCCACUUCCCUCCAUUAACCAAGGAUGAGUGGGCCCAAGAAGAAGAAGAGGAGGGCUGGAGGAAGAGUGUAAAUCUGGAGUUGGUGUUUGGUUAUCACUGGAAGCCAGGAAAUGGAUCACAGGACUGCAAAUGGAAAAUGUACAUGGAGCUUGAUGGAGAUGAAGUCGCCAUUGCCUACAUCAAAGAUGUUACUUUUAAUGCAAAUCGACCAGAUGUGGAACUGUUAAAGAUGACUAAGCCACCGUUUGUGAUGGACAAGUGGAUCAUUGGCAUAUCUGACAAACAGACUGUUGACUGCAUCAUAAACUAUGAGAGUGAUGUCAGAUCUCCAAAGAGCACGAGACACGUGCACUCAGUGCACUGGAGCUUAGCCAGUGGGGGAGACGAAAUCAAAGCUGUAGAGCUGCUCAUAGAUACUGCACCAUCAAACGGAGAGGGGAACUUCAGGAGCCGCUCCAACUCCGGCAUUGAUCCUCAGUGGAUUUCUCAUUUGAGGCUAAAGCAGAUGAUGGAGAACCAAGCCCAAGAGCGCAACACUCCCACUCCCAGCUCCUCUGAUUCCAUGACCCUCCCUCAGUUCUUGUCUGUUUUUGGGAACCAAACAUCAUAUGCUUCUGCUGUGCGAAAAUCACCCAAUCACAGUCCACUUUCACCAUGGGCCAACUCCAGGAGCUCCUCCCCUACACUCUCCACCAAACUCUCCUCCCUCCACCUGGGGUCAAAGGGCAGCAGCCCGUCCAGUACGACCUCUGAGAGCGCGUCUGAGAGAGAGCGGCCUUUUAGUGCGGGAGCUGCUUAUAAAUACCCCAGAAACUACUACAACAACUACAGCCUUAGCAAUAAGCAUGCGACUGUAGGAGUAGACAGGAGGCUCUCUAACGGGUACAAUCAUCAUGUGAAUCAAGCUGACGCUAGAGGAUAUCAACACGGUGGACGAGCCCGGACCAACAGCAGCGUGGUACAACAGAACCACCCAAGAGUUAUCCCAGGCAUCGUAACAAUAUCAGCAGAAAAGCAGAAGAAUGAACCAGAGGAGGCUAAAGGCAACGACGGCGGGUGGAUCAAGGUAGAGCGCAAAAAGCCUCCCAAACAAGAACACAAGCAGCAAGACCAGAGAGCGCUCAGAGGCCGUCCACGGAGAGGAGGACGAGGGGGUGGACGUGGGCGGAACUAAGGGCUUUAGGUCGUGUGAGUGGACGUGCAGAGUGUCCAUGAGGAACUGUUUUAAUAAUAAUAACAUGAGCAUUACAUUAUUUAAACAAAUAAGAAAAACAUCUGAAAAAAAAUUUGUGUGACAAGAAUUAAUUUAAGAAGAAAUAUAUACAUGAAUUAGUACAUAUUUUAAUAUAAUAUAUAUAUAAAAUGCAGAUUUAUUUAUUUAUUUUUUAGCCUUAUAGCUUUUCGGAACAAGGGUCCAAAGCUGUGCCAGGGUUCUUGUAGAAAACCUACUAAAUGGUCUUUUUAGUGACCAUUAUUAAUCCAAAGAUGAUGUCAAUGCUAGCUUGAUGAUGUGUUAUGUAAGCAUUCCUUAUGCAACUCUUAAACACAGUAAAAUACUUUUAAGGCAGGGAAAGGAAUGUCAGUUGAUCAGGUGUUUUUAACACAAUUUCUAUACAUAGAAGACCAAAGCCUUCACCUCUGCUGCCAUUACCUCUUCCACCAAAAGGGACUUUUUCACUACAGAUUCUUCUACAGCAUUCCUACGAUUAUUACCCAUUAUUACUGACUGUUAUAUUGUCUGGAAUUUAUGUUGUUUUCUGUAAAUACUACGCAUGCGUGUGUGUGUUUAAGUAUGGGCCUGUGCCUGAACAGUAUGAUGCACUGUAAGAAGCCUUAUAUGAACUGUGACAAGUUUUAUUGUCAAAGGCUUUUAGAGGGUUUUAUUUUGACAUUAUCAACAUAAUAAUAUAUAAAAAUGUAGUGUGUAGAUGAAUAAAUAUAUAUAUAUUGACUUCAGAAAUAAAAUAAAAUAAAUUAAUAAAACAUUUUUAAAAACACUGUAAAAACUGUAGCACACUUGUGUGUUCUUUUCACUACUACAAAGUGAAGGAUGUGGUCUGAAGAAAUAGCGCGCGCUUUACGCCCCUUAUGCAAAUAGUUUAAAGUCAUUUGGCGCCACCGCGAAGAUCCUGAAAGGAGCAUAUGUGUAAAACUGAUUCAUGUUAUUUAAGAUUAUAAUAUUUUAUGAUCGUUAUAACA